Messenger RNA from Pseudozyma flocculosa PF-1, 5682 nucleotides. RefSeq lists its product as uncharacterized. The record is from RefSeq and is a predicted model, not a curated record. The transcript has 2 exons. NCBI's taxonomy places the organism in Eukaryota, Fungi, Basidiomycota, Ustilaginomycetes, Ustilaginales, Ustilaginaceae. Bases 1 to 5682 code for a protein of 1893 amino acids.
AUGUUCGCACCGCCCGUACCGCCCUCGGGUAGCAGGCCAGCAUCCGCAGCCUCGCACCACCCUCCCUACGCUCACCAGCCUUACGACCUGCCACGAUCCCCCAUGCACAACGACCCGCCAGCCAGCCGCUCAAGGCACAACUCGUACUCCUGGAGGCCCGACGCAGGCCUCCCCCCACCGCCAAGCCAGAUCGACGACCUCGGCGACGACCUCGCACACCGACUCAUCCCCUCCCCUGCUCACCACCACCACCAACACCAACACCAACACCAUCACUCCCACCAUACUGCGCCUCAUCGCUCCAGGUCGCGCUCCCCCGCGCCCCACUCACCCUCGCGCUACGACCUCGAGUUUGGCCACCACGACGACUCGUCUACCCACCACGACUCGUCGCCCAUGCCCCUCAACUCGGUAUCCAAGCACCCCAAACUCAAGCUUGAAGUCGUCCUCGCCAGCAACAUCUACGAGGCGGGAGGAACCAUCAGCGGCCGCCUCGAAAUCACCUGCUCCACCAGCCAGAAGCUCCGCCUCGGCGAGAUUGCCGUAGAGCUCGAGGGCAUCGAAGAGCUAUCGUCGAGGGAUCACGCCGCCACGCAGCUCUUCCUCUACAACCGCACCCUCUUCCAGGGCGAGCACCUCCCUCCCUCCAACGCCGUCCUCCCCGCCGCACCCCACAAUGGCUACUGGACCGCGCGCAAGGGACGCACCACAUUCCCCUUUAGCUUCCGCCUCCCCUCGACGGCGCCCUCCAGCGUCGCCUUCUCCGGCAACGCCGCCCUGCGCUACCAGCUCAAGGCCUCCGCCCAGACAUGGUGGAACGACGAGAGGACGGUCGUCACCUCGCGCCGCGAAGCCUUCGUCGUCGAAAAGUGGUCCGACGAGUUCGACGAAAAGUACCGCCAACCCGCCGAAGCCAUCGGCGACACCCGCCUCUUCAUGGGCGGCCACGGCGCCGUAUGGCUCGAGGCGGGCGUCGUCGAACAGCUCUUCUGGGGCGGAGGCCAGGUGCUCAUCCGCUGCGGCAUCAAGAACAACACCAAGCGCCAGGUGGCGGGCAUCAAGGUCGCCCUGGCCCGCCGCCUCAUCUUCCCAGUCGGCAGCGCCGACGGCGCCCAUGACCGGCCCGAUCAGGUCUCGCUCGAGCCGCGCAUCACCGAGGUGGUCCACGAGCAGCACUUCAAGGGCCGCGAGUACGAGUUCCCCCCGGGCGAGGAGGCCGUCUGCAACGUCGCCGUCGACGUGCCCCGCGACCUCCGCACCAUCCGCAAGACGCGCCUCUUUGAGAUCCGCAUCUUUGCCCUCGUCAGCCUCGUGCUCGGGUCCUUUGCCAAGGAUCUCACCGUCGAAAUCCCCAUCUACGUGGCGCACACCGCCAGCGUCCAGAAGCCGGCGCGCGCCGAUCUCGACCAGCUGCAUCCGGACCCCGCCCGCGGCAGGAUCCCAGACCGCCCGCAUUCCGUGGCCGGCCACACCUCUCACCAUCAUCCUCACCAUCCACACCACGGCCACCAGCCGCAUCAGCACGAGCACUUCCGCGACCACCCGCAUCACCAGCAGCAUCAUGCCCCGCACCAUGAUUACGCCCAGCUGCUGGCUGACCCGCAGAUGGCGGCAGUCGAGCAGCAUGCCGCAGACAGGGGAUGGUCUCCAGCUCCGGUCCAUCCCGGGGGCUUUACGCAGAUGCCAUCACGACCGGCGAGCGCCGCGCGGCCGGGCAUCAUUCAGCUGCCGAGCAGCCCGCAACCGUUUUCGUUCUCCAACGUGGCACCCGGCCAGCUCGAGUGGAACCCCGCCGCCACCGCUUGGAACCCGAGCCAGCUGCUCCAAGGCGCUGCGAUACCGCGCUCGGCCAGUGCUGCCCCCAACUUGGGCUACCCGGCGAUGCAAGGCGCGCCUGUGCUUUCAGCGGCUCCACAGGCCCCGAUGCAGUGGCAGCAGCCGGGCGCCGCUUCGCCACAGCCUCUGGGCUGGCAGCCUCCACAGCGGUCGUACUCCGUCUCGCCCGGGCCCAUCUCGCCGGCGAUGCAGCAGCAGCCGCCGCCCCAGAGUCUGGUCAUGGCGGCGCUCAGCGUUGCACCCACCGCGGCGGCAUCGUCGCACCUCUUGAACCAGCAACCCAGACGUGCAUCCGGUCCCGGCUCCUUUGCCGAGGGUGCGGAAUCUAUGGGCGCCGGCGGGUGGUCGCCGCAGCCACCGCAGCCGCAGCAGCCGUCCAGCUUGGCGUCCGCGUCGCAGGAGCAGCUCGCGAGGAUGCCCGAGCCCGGCGCGACCCCAGCCCCGGCCCAGAGUUUGGACUCGGCGAAUCUGGCCCAGGCCCCGCCGCAGCCUGGCUACGCGCCGGAUCCUCUAAACACCGGCAGCGGCGGCGGCUUCGGACCCGGUCCAAUGCCGCUGGUCGGCCUCGCCACCAUAGACGAGGAUGGCGAAUCGCAGGCCGGCACGGUCAAGUCGAUGGCCGCGCUCGGCACCCUCGGCAAGCCUCAAGGCAGCCCGAACGCGGGCAACAGCGUUUCUAGGAACGACAUCGAGCAGUUCGAGGCAAUGGCCCGCGCCGAGGAGGACGAGGAGGAGGUCAAGCGCCGAAUGGCGAUGCUCGGCAUGAUCCCCGACGAGUCCGCCUUUCGUCCUCGCAAGGCAGGACCGGCAACCCGCGAUCUGGCGCGAGACAGCUUCGACAGGUCAGACCAGUCAGCGCCUGACGCAUCGACACGAGCCCACGAUGUCGCGAUCGCCAAAGAGGCUCAGAGCCUGCCAAAGCCUCCUGUCCCGUCCGGCAAGAGCCAGGCUGCGGCCUCGUCGUCGCGACCCCGCGCCAGCGACAUCUUCGCGACGGCGCAGAAAGCCAGGGGCGAAGGCCAGGACGCGCAGGCUGCGGUGGCCGCCCUCGGCGACGGCUCGAGCCCUGCAUCGAGAGCCGAGGCCGAGCCGUUCUCGUCCUUACAGCGCUCGGCCGAGCGGGAGCGGGAAGCCUCGAACGCGUCUACCAGGACCGUCCGACCCGACGCCAGCUCGCCGCCGUCCGGCCGCAGGUCGAGCCUCUCGCAGGGCAAAGGCCUCAGCGCGCUCGAGCACAAGCUGGAGCGGUCCACGACGCCAAAGAUCACGGCUUCGCCGUCGAUGCCGGUCAUGACGCUGGCCAACCUGGGCCACGACGAUGACCGACGAUCCAGCAGCCCGCUCACCUCACCCGGCAAGACAGGGUCCGCCCGCUCGCGCAAGGAAAGCAGCAGUCUGCGAGCCGCGGCCGCGGCCAGGGAAGCGGCGCUGCUGGAGAAGGAGCGGCGCGAGGCCGAAGACGCCCAGCGGCGGCGUGCACAAGAGGAAGAGCGUCGCCGCACCGAAGAGGAGCGAGCGAGGCUCGAGGAGGAGCACCAGGCCGCCGCCGAAAGAGCCAAGGCGGCCGAGGCAGACCGCCGCCGUCGCGCUGAAGAGGAGGACCGACGCAAGCGAGAAGCAGCUGCCGCUGCAGCCGCCGCCGAGGCCGAAGCAAAGGAAGAAGAGGAACGCCUCAGCCGACAGACGCAGAGGCAGAUGCAGCAACAGCAGGAGCAGGAGCGAGGGGCUGCCGAAGCCGAGGCGCGCCGCCGGCAGGAGGAGGAGCAAGAGGCCGAGGAGGAGCGCCGUAGGGCGCGCGAGGAGGCCAAGCGCGCCGCCGAGAGGGAGAGGAUUGCGGAGGAGGCCAAACAGGCCCGCGAUCGCUCCGAGGCGAGCCGGACGCUGCAGAACAUCCCGGCCGCGCACAGCAGCAGCAGGAGCCGGACAACCGACGGCCGCCCGCUCUCGGCGUCCGCUUCGCCGGCGCAGAGGCAGGCAGCCGACGGCGUGACGCAGCACAGCGCGCUCAAGAAGGAGGCGGCCAGCCGCGUGGCCGGUUGGCUCUCGAGCAGCAACUCGCCUAGCCCCUCGCUGGCCGAGACGCCCGGGACGCCGAGCUGCUCGGUCAUCUCGAUGCUGAAGAGGGACGAUGCGGGCUCCAGCAAGCUGUCGUUCCCGGUGCGCUCGCCGUCGCAGGUGCGCAACCCGCUCUACCAGUCUCCCACGCGCUCGUCGCCGCAGUCGUCGUCGACACCGAAGGCGGCCGACGGCGAGAACGCAGCGGCGUCUGCGGCCAUCCCGCGAUCCUACACGACGGCCAACAUCGCGUCGUCGUCGGACCGUCCCGAAGGCGCCUCGCGCGAACGCGCAAGGUCCUAUGUCCACAUCGACGAGCCUCUUCCGGCACUGUCGGCCGAGCUGCGCGCCUUGGUCGACAGCUCGGACAUCCAGCCGGCUCGACGGGCCGGCACGGCCCUGCGCGACCAUCCGAUCAGCCGCAAGAUUUCGACGUCGUCGGCGCAGGCGGCUGACGCGAGCCACGAGGCCCGAGCGGUCGGCAGCACCUCGGCGUCCCUGUCGGCAAGCACCCGGCGCGAUCGUCACACCUCGCUUCCGGCGUGGCCCAAGCCUGGCCUCCCGAACAUCGGCAGCGGUCGGACACCGCUGCCGGGCCUGGCGACGCUCGACCAGAGCUCACUGCCCGCUGCCAAGGCGGCGGCCACGACGACGACGGCCACGGCGGGACCGAGCGUCGUCAACAAGGCCCACGUGCAGCCUCGGCGUUCGGUCGACAUCUUUUCCGGCGCGGACCGCGAGAUUGUGGUGCCUUCGCGCGUCGAAAAGACGCUCAGCGUGGCCAAUGCCGCUGGUGUCGACGGCGGCCAACCUUCUGGGACCUCGGGCCCUGGCGGCUACGAUGCUCGGUCGGCGCGAGGCGGGCGCGGCGGACGGGUGGCGUCGGUGGCGCAACUGUGGUCCAGCAUUGCAGGCGACACGGUGCCCGAUGCCGGCAGCGUGCACGAUGGUCCCUCGCCGCCGCCCCCGUCUGGCACGUUUAAGCCCAAGGCGCGGCGCACGUCUGCCGUCGGCGGUGCGCCUGCGCUCGACUUUAGCAAGAGCAGCAGCGGCGCAGGCGCCAGCGGCAAUCGCAAGGGCGCCGUGACGACGAUGGCGGCCGCGUUUGCCUCGCAGGUGUCGAGCGGUGGCAGCUCAAAGCCCGAGAGCCUCAAGAGCGGUUCGGCGCCGCAGUUCCUCAACACGAGCGCGCCCAAGCCCGUCUUUUCGAGCACGAGCGCCACGUCCGUAUCGCCCUCGCCGUCGGCGUCUUCGGUGGCGUCGUCGUCGUCGGUGUCUGUGUCGAUGUCGGCCUCGACCUCGACGAGUGCGCGCACCGGAGGCGAGCGGCGUCCGCUGCCGCAGCCCAAAGCGAGCACGCUGCUGGGUGGCGCGCCCGUCUCGGCGCCGCGGCUGGUCCGACCGAUCCCGCAGUCGCCUUCCAACUCGUCUGUCGCCUCUGCCGCCUCUUCCUCUGCUGCAGCACCACCGGCGGCGGGGGCCGGACGAGAAGGGUCGGCGCGUACGCGCAAGAUCAGCAGCGACCUCCUAUCCACCUUUGACCGACCGCCGCAGGGUGGUGCUGGUUCCGCCGCCCCGAACAGCGGCAGCAAGGUGGCGCUGGACUCUACGAUCCUGGAUGCGCUGGCGCACCCGCCGCCGACGACGGCGAAGCGGACCUCGGUCGUGGGCGACGAGAACCUGCGUCUGCCCAUCGCCGGGGUCGGCGAGGUCAAGAUGAGCGGGAGGGGCACCACAAAGGCCAUCGGGUCCAACAAGCUCCGCGACCUCAAGGCCGUCUGGGGCAACUAG